AUGGAAACGUCGGCACCCUCUGACUCCGAAAAGCCGUAUGUAUCAGACCGGGAGGAAGGAAAGAAGUCUCGGCUUGACCCCGACAAUAAUAUCGAGCCAGGCCCCGUAUCUGAUAAAAGAGAUCGCUCGGGUUCGCCGACUGCGCCGGGCCCGGGGCAGAGGGUCCCUCAAACCUUACACGGCCCGAUCCCCGAUGGCGGAACCGCAGCCUGGCUGCAGGUACUGGGCUCAUGGGUCGUAUUGGUUGCGACCUGGGGUUUGGUGAAUACAUUCGGCGUGUACCAAACUUACUACGAGACGACGCUUCUUACGUCCUCGUCCUCAUCCUCGAUAUCAUGGAUCGGCUCACUUCAAGCCUCGCUGAUGAUGCUCAUUGGCGUCGUAACGGGGCCUCUCUACGAUGCAGGACACUUCCGCCACCUGCUCAUUAGCGGGCUCUUCCUCAUCGUCUUUGGGCAGUUCAUGACCUCACUGGGGACCGAGUACUGGCAAUUUCUGCUGGCCCAAGGCGUAUGCAUUGGUAUGGGGAUGGGGCUCGCGUUCCUCCCCUCGACUGCGAUACUGUCGCAGUAUUUCACCACGAAACGGGCCUUCGUCAUUGGUAUUGCCAGCUCAGGGAGUCCGUUGGCUGGGAUUGUGUUCCCCAUCAUAUUCAGUCGGCUCGUCUCGGAGAUAGGUUUUGGUUGGGCGACGCGUGUCAUUGCCUUCAUCUUGCUGGGACUGAGCGUGAUCCCAGUUGUGUUCAUGAAGACUCGAGUGCCCCCAUCUGGCCGGAAGAGGGCCCUCAUUGAUGCAGAUGCGCUGAAGAACCCGGCAUUCGCCCUGUUUGUGCUGGCGAGCACAUUCAUGUUUCUUUGCCUGUACACAGCCUUCUUCUACAUCCAGUUGUUCUGCGAGAUGCACCAUCUGUCGAGCCUGGACUUUUCCCCCUACUUAGUCACUCUGCUCAACGUGGGCAGUGUGUUCGGCCGGAUCGUGCCGAAUUACCUGGCCGAUAAGUUAGGGAGUGUGAACGUGGUUAUUGCGUGUGCUGCUGUGUCGGCCAUCCUGGUGUACGGCUGGCUCGGCAUCCAUGACCUGGCUGGCCUGGUUGUCUUUGCGUUGCUGUACGGUGUGUUCUCAGGGGGCAUCGUGUCGGUGAUGCCUUCGGCGAUCCUGACCAUGUCGCCUGAUAUUUCCCGGAUGGGAACGUAUUUGGGGAUGACGUUUACCUUGACCGGAAUCUCCAUUUUGGUGGGUACACCGAUCGCUGGAGCGAUCCUGGGCGGAUACAGUGAAAAACAGCAGACGCAGAUAUGUGCCAAUGCAAGUGCUGACUCAACCUAUCGUAUCACACACAGCCGGAGGAGGCGGAAGCGCCCUGGAGUUGAGCGGCUGCGUCCGUUACCGUCUGACGGCAUGCAGAGGAAGUCUAGUGGGUAG
This is a messenger RNA of Diaporthe amygdali, 1422 nucleotides long. RefSeq names its product major facilitator superfamily transporter. Gene Ontology annotation, molecular function: transmembrane transporter activity. NCBI's taxonomy places the organism in Eukaryota, Fungi, Ascomycota, Sordariomycetes, Diaporthales, Diaporthaceae. The record is from RefSeq and is a predicted model, not a curated record. Gene Ontology annotation, cellular component: fungal-type vacuole membrane. The transcript has 2 exons. The coding region runs from base 1 to 1422 and encodes 473 amino acids. Gene Ontology annotation, biological process: transmembrane transport.